AUGGAGGCCACCGAAGGAGGCAACAACAACGAGAAGGAGAAGAAAGAGGAGAAUGCGAUGGAGGAUCGGGUGGGUGAUGGUGGAAGACGGGCGGCGACGAGGAGAAGCGGGGAGUUCUUCCCGGAGCUAUGCUCGCCGGCGCCGGUGCGGCUCACUGUGUGGUGCAAGUCGCUGCUCUUCAACAGCCACGGCUACACCGUUUACGACGACGCCGACGGCCGCAUGGUCUUCCGCGUCGACAACUACGCCCACAACUGGCGGCAGCAGGCUGUUCUCAUGGACUGCGCCGGCCAUGUCCUCCUCACCGUCCGCCGCUGUCGCAAGAUUCUGAACUUGAAGGAGAGUUGGGAGGCUUACAAGGGUGACAAAGAUGUUGAAGACAUGGUGAGAGAGCAAAGCCCACUGUUCAAAGCAACCAAGGACUUGGGCAGCCACAGCUGCACCAUCUCCAUGUUCACCCAAGAUGGAUUCCAGCCAUUAUUAGGUUAUCGAAUGAGCUGGUCCCGCGAGAAGGAAUGCUCCAAGAUCUAUCAGUCUGCUGCAAACACACUGGUGGCCGAGGUUAGUAGGAAAUAUGGAUCCAUGGCAAAGAAGCUACUUGACAAGGAUGUUCUAACUCUGAGGGUGCAGCCUGGGAUGGAUCAGGCAUUGGCAAUGGCAAUGAUUAUGAUCACAAACUCCAUGGGAUGAUCAUGGACUGAUUGAAUUGAAGAGAGUUAGAUAUUCCUGGAUUGUACAUGAUGGUAUAUGAGGAAGACGAGGAUGUGAAGAUGUGCUUGAGAUAGAUAAUAAGCAAGAGUGAUUGUACACAUCGUAUCGUAGACAGAUGAUUAUUGCAACAGCUCAUACAAGAAGGAAUUAUCUUCAUUUGUUGUAAAUAUAAAUAUAUAUGUAUUGAUGAAAGGAUAGUUAUGAAGGUAC
Messenger RNA from Musa acuminata subsp. malaccensis (wild Malaysian banana), 921 nucleotides. RefSeq names its product protein LURP-one-related 8-like. Lineage: Eukaryota; Viridiplantae; Streptophyta; Magnoliopsida; Zingiberales; Musaceae. The record is from RefSeq and is a predicted model, not a curated record.